Molecule: messenger RNA, 1221 nt
Organism: Aegilops tauschii subsp. strangulata
Lineage: Eukaryota; Viridiplantae; Streptophyta; Magnoliopsida; Poales; Poaceae
Source: RefSeq, a predicted model, not a curated record
AUGGCAACUGCCGAUGAUCUCAAGAAGCUUGAGGAGGAACUCAAGAACCACGAGUCCAUCAUCCGGACCCGCGAGGAUGAACUACAACGCCAAGCUGAAGAACGGGGGAAGGCCGUCGUCCCCCCUGCGGCCUCCACGUACGCCGCUUCCAUCAAGAUCUUCGUCCCCAUCACCCUUGAUCUCCACGACUCCAACUACGCCAAGUGGCGUGAGCUGUUCCUCGUCGCUCUUGGUCGCUACGGUCUCUCCAAUCAUGUUCUCUCCGAGAAUACCCCAUCGGACACCUCCCCCACCUCUGAUUGGGGUCGCGAUGACUUCACUGUCAUCUCAUGGAUUUAUGGCUCGAUUUCUCUCGAGCUCUUCGGCGUCAUCAUGAAACCAGGUUCCACCGCAAAGCAAGUUUGGGACGCCAUCGCCAACCUAUUCCGAGACAACAAGAAGAGUCGUGCUCUGGCUCUCGAUAUAGAAUUUCGCAACACAACUCAAGGGGACAUGACGAUCUCCGCCUAUUGUGCCAAGCUUAAGACUCUCUCUGAUGCACUUGAUGAUGUCGAGCAGCCGGUCACCGACGAGACCCUCGUGCUGACCUUGCUUCGCGGCCUCAACGAACAGUACUCACACCUGCGUUCGUUCCUUCCGUUCCAAGUGCCGUUUCCAUCCUUCCUUCAGACACGGUCCGCACUUGUUCUUGACGAAGCCCAGAAAAAGACCGAUGCAAAGAAUUCUGCCUCCACUGCUCUUUGGGCCAGCGGCAGCAGUGUGCUUCCCGGCGCUGGUGGCGAACGCACUCCACCGCCGAACGAUGGGCGCUCCUUCUCCACUGAUCGCCGCGGCCCAGCACCACUACCUUCUCCAGGAGGCCGCGGAGGAAGCAAUAGUGGCCGCGGCCGUGGCCGCUGCGGUCAUGGUCGUCGCGAUACACCAUGGAUGUACAAUCCAUGGACUGGACAGCCGACGCGUCUCCAUCAGCAACAGAUGCCGUCGCCUCAUUAUCAUCAACCACCAGCAUCGUCGCCCACUUGGUCGCCUCGUCCAUGGCGCCCUACAGCUCCUGGGGUACUCGGUCCACGCCCUACCACACCGUCCCCACAAGCAUAUGCAGCAUAUGGUCAUGGUCCUGCGGCUCCUCACAACCCUCCAGCGCAUUACAACAACUUCCAGCAACAUGUAGACCCAGCGCUCCUCACCGCGCUCAACAACAUGCAGCUCCCCGGCAACUAG